AUGGCAGCCUCCAUGAUUGUACCGUCCCUGCGUGUUCCAGUACCAGUAGUGUUCGUUUUAGGAGCAACUGGCACAGGAAAAUCGAAAUUAGCAAUAGAAAUAGGAAGAAAAUUCAAUGGAGAGAUAAUCAGUACAGAUUCUAUGCAGGUAUAUCAGGGCCUGGACAUCGUUACUAACAAAGUUACAACAGAGGAACAGGAUCUCUGUCCUCAUCACAUGAUUAACUAUGUCAGUCCACUAGAAGAAGAUUAUCAUAUUCAUCGCUUCAGAAGCAAGGCUUUACCUAUAAUAGAGCAACUUUUGAAGGAUAAGAAACUGCCCAUUAUAGUUGGAGGAACAAACUACUACAUUGAAUCUUUGCUGUGGAAUACCCUGAUCAAGUCUGAGGAUAUCGAAAGAGCAAAGUUGAGUUCAGAGCCAUCUGUGUGUGAAAAGCAAGGUAAAAAUGGUGACAUUGAAGCCAGUAGAGAGGAGGAAGUUGAUAAAUAUGGUCAGGUUAUUACAGAGGAAAGCCAUCGUCUGCGAUCAGAGAAGGACGGUGUGUAUGGAGGCCUAGACACUUGUACACUGUACCAGAGUCUACAGACCGUAGAUCCAUUGUCAGCCAGCCGUAUCCACCCCAACGACAGGCGUAAAAUGCUAAGAGCCUUGGAAGCAUAUGAUGUUCAUGGGGUUCCAAUGAGUGAAAUCUACAAGGCCCAGAAAUCAGCUGAUUCUAAACUAAGGUAUCCCAACACAUGUGUCCUGUGGGUUCAGAGCGAACAAAGUGUUCUAGAUGAUCGCACAAAUAAACGUGUGGACACCAUGAUUGAGAGAGGGUUGAUACAAGAGUUGCUAGACUUUCAUCAACAGUACAAUGCCAAGAGAGAACGGGAAAAUAGAGAAAUAGACUACACCACUGGGAUAUUUCAGAGUAUAGGAUUUAAAGAGUUCCAUGAGUACCUUCUUUUACCUGAGGAGGAGAGAAAUUCAGACAAAGGAAAACUAAUGUUUGAAAAAGGUGUAGACAAAAUGAAGAUAGCAACAAGACAGUAUGCUAGAAGACAGAUCCACUGGAUCAAAAGCCGCCUGUUCAGAAACAAGGGAAGUAACCCUCCUCCUGUGUAUGCAGUAGACUCCACAGAUGUGAAUCAAUGGAAGGGAAAAGUUCAUGAUCCUGCCAUACAGAUUGUCCAGGAUUAUGUAAACGGUGUUGUUCCCACACAAGAACCGCUACCAUUGACUGAGUAUGAUGAUGAAAAGGAGUUCAACCAUUGUAAAAUUUGUAACAAGACUUUUGUAAUGAAGAAGAAAUGGCUAGAUCAUUUGAAAUCAUCAAAGCAUUAUAGAAGAAAGAAAAGUAUAAGGAAAAGACUUGGUGAGACGAGUGCUAUUUUGGACAAAGUCAUAGAAAUGAGAAAUGCAAAAAGAACAAUGAAUAUGGAAGAUAUACUUGAGAGUUUAAACUCAUUGUCAGACAGCAGUGAUGUAGAAACACAAGACAAAGAGGAUGGUGCUGGGGUAGAGGGCACCUGACAUACAGAGAGAUGAUCAAAUCAAGGACCAAAUGACAGAUGUUAAAAUUAAAGCAGUCCAGGUACUCAGUGAUGAACAGAUAUCCCCCCUCUUCAUGCAUGGACUCUAUAGGUGGGAGUGAGGAGGAUGUGCUGAAUUUGUAGUUGCUUUCUCUGAAGGAGCAUGUUUUCAGUCUUUGCAUUACAUGCAUUGUGUGACAUAUUUAGAGGAGUACCUUUCCGAGUCAGAUCAACUUUAAUACAAACUGCUGCUUCACAGUCCCAUAAAUUGUAGCCAUGAUAACAAUCUGUUAUAGUGAAGAAACAUGUUUCUUUGAAUCCAUAGUGUAAAAUCGGUAAAAUCAGGAAUUUUUCUGUGA
Messenger RNA from Saccostrea echinata, 1873 nucleotides. RefSeq names its product tRNA dimethylallyltransferase-like. Lineage: Eukaryota; Metazoa; Mollusca; Bivalvia; Ostreida; Ostreidae. Gene Ontology annotation, biological process: tRNA modification. Gene Ontology annotation, cellular component: mitochondrion. The transcript is spliced from 12 exons. Gene Ontology annotation, molecular function: tRNA dimethylallyltransferase activity. The record is from RefSeq and is a predicted model, not a curated record. Bases 1 to 1515 code for a protein of 504 amino acids.